AUGUUCAUUCUAAGCUUUAAUCACUUGAUAGCCAAGGGUCCUGACACGGUCUCCAGUGCCAUUAAGUUCGAGAAGAGCCAGCUUUGCUAUGGCAGUGUGGCAUUGGUGUCAGUUUUGCAGUCAAGAUGGCGAAGGAGAUGGCAUCUUUGCCGAUUGGCAACCAAGAAGGCGAAGCGGGGCUUCCAAGUGGAUCCGCCUAAGGUGAGAAACGUGGAGGUCUUGGAAGCUGAAGUAGAAGCAGAGGUGAUUGAAGAUCGCAGGGUUGUGCUGCCUGAGGACACUGAUGCUGUGGAUCCAGAGGUUUUGUCAGACGACAUGAGUGAACUCGAGGAGGCAGCAGAAGGAGGGGAUGUGGGUGCGAUGUUCCGGUUUGGAAAAGCUCUGCUGCAGGGGUGGGAUGGCCAAGAGGCAAACAAGGCUAAAGGCUCGCAGUGGCUUCUACGCUCAGCAGAACAGGGACAUCGACCUGCGCAAAGUGCAGUAGGAGAGAUGUUCUAUACUGGCUUAGGCUUGCCACAGAACAAAGAAGAAGCAUACAAGUGGUUGAAACGAGCAGCUGCGCCACCAGUACCCGAGGCGCAGUUUAACCUAGGAGUGAUGCUCCAAACCGGAGAUGGCGUGCCGAUGGACAAGAAGAAGGCAUACAAGUACUACUUGGCAGCUGCGCGUGCAGGGGUGGCUCGAGCAAUGAAUAAUAUAGGUUACAUGCUUCGCUUUGGCGAUGGAAUCGAAGAGAACAAAGAGGAGGCUUUAGAGUGGUAUUUGCAGGCGGCGAAGACGGGUGAUAUGGAUGCACAAUAUCACCUCGGAGAGAUGUACCACGAAGGCCAUGGCACAAAGAUCAACAAACGUCGCGCGGGCAGAUGGUUUUUGAAGGCUGCGGAGCAGGGACGAAAGGAAGCUCAGUACAAUGUCGCGAUGAUGUACCACUUUGGUAAUGGCCUGCCAGCUGACCGACCAGAAGCGUCAAAGUGGUACCGUAAAGCAGCAGAGCAGGGCCUGGAGAGUGCCCAGUAUGCCUUGGGUGUGAUGUUUGAGCGUGGAGAAGGCAUUGAGGUCGACUUCGACGAGUCCUUCAAGUGGUACAAGAUGGCAGCUGAAGCAGGGCAUGUGAUGGCACAGAACAACCUUGGGGCGCUCUACUACCUGGGGCAGGGUGUGCCGGAGGACAAAGCCACAGCUGCUGCUUGGUUUGAAAAAGCCGCCCGCGAGGGGCACGCCCAAGCCAUGAAGAAUUUGGGCAAGAUGUAUGCGGCAGGGGAUGGCGUUCCACAAGAUGAGGAGAAGUCAGACUAUUGGUUCAAGAAAGCUGGCAUGGGCGAGCUCUAUGUGAAGGGUAAGCGUGCAACAAAUCUGUAG
Messenger RNA from Durusdinium trenchii, 1359 nucleotides. Lineage: Eukaryota; Dinophyceae; Suessiales; Symbiodiniaceae. The record is from the annotation of a GenBank genome assembly.